Molecule: messenger RNA, 876 nt
Organism: Trametes versicolor FP-101664 SS1
Lineage: Eukaryota; Fungi; Basidiomycota; Agaricomycetes; Polyporales; Polyporaceae
Exons: 4
Coding region: 1-876 (291 amino acids)
Source: RefSeq, a predicted model, not a curated record
AUGCCCGCGGGCGUGACGGACCCCAACUACAAGCCCCAGCCCGGCCGGCUGGGCAACCUCACCGUGCCGCAGCAGCACGCGCUCGACGAGCUCCGCAAGAAGCUCCAGGAGGAGGAGGCGUUCGUGCCCGAGCGCAUGGACGACGCGACGCUCCUCAGGUUCCUCCGGGCGAGGAAGUUCGACGUGGAGAAGGCGAAGCAGAUGAUCGCCGCGUGCGAGCAGUGGCGGAAGGACUUUGGCGUCGACGAGCUCUGGAAAAACUUUGACUUCAAGGAGAAGGAGGCGGUGGACAAGUACUACCCGCAGUACUACCACAAGACAGACAAGGACGGACGGCCGCUGUACGUGGAGCGGCUCGGGCUGCUCGACAUCAAGGCGCUCUACGCGAUCACGACGCAGGAGCGGCAGCUGCAGCGGCUCGUGUACGAGUACGAGAAGUUCCUGCGCGAGCGGCUGCCCGCGUGCUCGGCCGCGGUCGGGCACCCCGUCGAGACGUCCUGCACGAUCCUCGACCUCGCGAACGUGUCGCUCAGCAACUUCUACCGCGUCAAGGACUACGUGAUGAGCGCGGCGAGCAUCGGCCAGGACCGCUACCCGGAGACGAUGGGCCGCUUCUACAUCAUCAACGCGCCGUGGGCGUUCAGCACCGUGUGGACGUUCAUCAAGCCGUGGCUCGACGAGGCGACCGUCGCGAAGAUCGACAUUAUCGGCUCGGGGUACAAGGACAAGCUGCUCGCGCAGAUCCCCGCGGAGAACCUCCCGAAGGAGUUUGGCGGGACGUGCCAGUGCGCGGGCGGGUGCUCGCUCAGCGACGCUGGCCCUUGGAAUCCGCCAGCGGGCGAGGCGAAGGCGGCCCCGGCCGAGCCGAAGGCGUAG